Messenger RNA from Colletotrichum higginsianum IMI 349063, 1392 nucleotides. RefSeq names its product Lysine methyltransferase. NCBI's taxonomy places the organism in Eukaryota, Fungi, Ascomycota, Sordariomycetes, Glomerellales, Glomerellaceae. Gene Ontology annotation, molecular function: protein binding. The transcript has 2 exons. Bases 1 to 1392 code for a protein of 463 amino acids. The record is from RefSeq and is a predicted model, not a curated record.
AUGAAGCCCUCACUCGUGCUCCUGGGCGCAUGCUCUUCCGCCCUGGCCUUCCGCGACUCCAAGAUCAUCUCGUCGAGCUCGGGCGAGAUGUGCAUCUCGUCCCAGCUCCUCGCCGCCUCGUCGAGCAACCCCAUCUGCCGCAACAAGGACGGCGCCGAUCUCCUCAGCGGCAGCGGUCGCGGCCGGGGCGGGGACCAGUUCUCCCUCGCCGGCUCCAUUCCGCCGUCGCCCACAACGCCGCACUCGAACUGGACGCACACGUCGCCCUGCUUCAGGAACGGCACCGACAGCCCCGAGUUCUGCAUCUAUCACGCCGCCCACUACGGCGGCAAGGGCAUGUCCAUCAUCACCGACGCCGAACGCGCCGCCCACAUCACCCGCAACUGGGGCUUCACCCGGCCCCAGGAGCUCGAGGGCGUCAACCGGCCCCUGCCCAAGUUCGAGGUGGCCAAGGUGCCCGGCAAGGAUUACGGCCUCGUCGCCACCAUCCCCAUCCGCCGCGGCGAGGUCAUCCUGCGCGAGACGGCCAGCCUGCUCAUCGACUACGCCGCCUUCACCCACGUCCCCCUCGACGAGAUGAAGAAGCUGCAGGUCCACGCCAUCGACUACCUCCCCUUCAACCACCGCAGCCAGUGGCUCAACAUGUCGAGUCACGGCUUCCAGGGCGACCAUACCGCCAUGGUCGACAAGAUCCUCCUCACCAACUCCUUCGACGUCGAGAUGGACGACGUCAAGCGCGACGACGACUUUUACGCCGUCUUUGUGAACACGUCCCGCAUGAACCAUGACUGCCGCCCCAACGUCGACUACUGGUUCGACCCGCGCACCCUGACCCAGCGCACCGUCGCCAUUCGCGACAUCAUCCCCGGCGAGGAGCUGACGCUCUCCUACAUCGACCCGAUGCAGUCGCGCGCCGCCCGCCGCGAGCGCCUGCACACGACCUGGGGCUUCCACUGCUCCUGCAACCACUGCAUGCAGCACCGCCUCAAGACGGACGAGUCGGACCGCCGCAUCGAGCAGAUCGCCUCCCUGCGCGAGGAGUUCAACGACUACACCCCGGCCUCGCGCGCCACCCCGCAGAUGGCCGAGCUUCUCAUCUCCCUCUACGAGCAGGAGAACAACUGGUCCCUGCUGAGCGAGGCCUACACCCUGGCCGCCAUCGAGUACAACGGCGUCGGCGAGCCCUGGCUCGCCACAAAGUACGCCCGCCUCGCCGUCGAAGCCGGCCUCAUGACCCUGUGGGAGGGCCACGGCGACGUCGUCGAGAUGACGAAGCUCGCCGAGGACCCAUGGUCCCACUGGAGCUGGAUGCUGAGGACGCGCAAGCGGUAUAGCUGGGGGCCAGGCUCCAGGCCCAACCAAUCUGAAGACGAGGACGAGGAUGAUGAGUGA